This is a messenger RNA of Mya arenaria, 3190 nucleotides long. Its product is annotated as solute carrier family 4 member 11-like. Gene Ontology annotation, cellular component: basolateral plasma membrane; plasma membrane. Gene Ontology annotation, biological process: monoatomic ion homeostasis; monoatomic anion transport; transmembrane transport. The transcript is spliced from 17 exons. Lineage: Eukaryota; Metazoa; Mollusca; Bivalvia; Myida; Myidae. The record is from RefSeq and is a predicted model, not a curated record. The coding region runs from base 353 to 2719 and encodes 788 amino acids. Gene Ontology annotation, molecular function: solute:inorganic anion antiporter activity.
ACACACCAUAGCUACGUCUUAUGUACAUGGUGUAUUGAUACACGAAUAUACAAUGUGAUUAAGCAGAUAGGAACCAGCCAAGACUACGUACGCGGAUAUUUUAUUUCAAAACUUGUGUGUGGAAUAUUGGAAAUCAGCCUAUCUGUUCAGAAACGUACGUUGUCAUAUUAAUGCAAAAAAUACAUGACUCAGUUUAUUUUGGUAUGUUAUAAACAAUACAGUUUGACAUAAUAUAUCCAGCAGCGGCUGUGUUUCACUGUGGGCUUUCCCAUCUGCUAACAUGUUGCUCGUUACUCAGUAUCCGAAGUCCUGCUAUAUUAGCUGAACUGUUUGAGCACGUUAACUUGACGCAAUGGACAGCCCCGAGUUGGAGACGCCCAUGGAAGGGCCUAACGGAACCAUCCCUCUGCUUGCGCCCGGCAAACCCGAACAACAUGACGUCAGAGUCUCUGCGGAAUCAUCAGACGCGGAGCAGGAGAUGUUGAUCCAUGCGAAGCACGAGCGACUGCCGAUGAAGGAUUUCGGGGCGGAAGUGCGGGCGCUUCGUGACGUGGAGAACUUUCUAGACCGGACGAUGCUCAUUCUGAACAUGGCGCACGUAAACCUUGACAAGAUCCUACAAGACAUGGUCGCCAAGGUCAGGGACGCAGCCGCCGACGAGAUCGUCAGUACCCAAGAGGCUUUGGAUGCCAUAUACAGCCAACAAUCAGUUCAGGUUUUGUCUAAAACCAUCCACGGAGUGACUAGCGAUGACUCGGGCACCACAUUUGACCAGUCCUGGUUGUGUGCACUGUGCGAGUUGCCGACGGUGUACCGGCGUCACGUGGUGAUAGCACGACUCGUGCGGCCAGCAAACCUCGGUGCCACUAGUCAGGAUGUACGACUCGUGGUCCUCGUGGUAGCCCCGACCAAGGAGAAACACACGAAGACGGCAUUGGAGACGGGACGAACGUUCGGCACGCUGCUGUCGGACAGCGAGUUCCGGUUGGGGCUGCACGAAGCGGACACGGAGGAGGAUUUCCGGUCUCUCCUCCACCAGCGAACCAAGGACCUCAUCAAGGAACAGAGCGUCCCCGAGAACCGGAAGUCGCACCAGCAACUAAACUCCGACCCCUUUCAGGACAGCGAGGAGGAGAAAGGUCGAUGCCCUCUAGGCCGCGGGAUGAUGCAGGACGUAAAGCGGCGGUUGCCUCACUAUUGGUCUGACUACCUGGACGGGAUCCGCGGGCCACGAACCCUCCAGAAGGUCACCGCCACCAUCCUCUUCCUGUACUUUGCCUGCGUCCUCCCAAACAUAGCAUUCGGCAUGCUCAACGACAACAAUACGAACGGUGUGAAGAAGAUCCUGUUCUCCCAGUGUUUCGGCGGGUUGGUUUUCGCCCUGGUCGGUGGCCAGCCGCUCAUCGUCCUACUUACCACCGCUCCUCUGGCUCUCUACACCAAAAUCAUCUACAGCGUGUGUGAGGACUUUGAUCUGGAUUUCCCGGCCAUGUUCGCAUGUGUGGGCCUAUGGAACGCCGCGUUUCUUGUCCUGUACUCCGUCACCAACCUGAGCAAACUCAUGAAGUUCUCCACCAGAUCUACUGAGGAGAUAUUCUCACUGUUCAUCACAUUUGCUUUCUCCGCGGACGCCAUCAAGGACACUAUCAAAGAUUUUAACAAGAACUACUAUAACCCUGCAUGCGCCUCGAAUGCCCCCGCUACUAACCUAUCCCUCACUAACGCGAGCGUCCCCGUGACAGACCCCGCCCACGAGUGUCUCCGGGAAAACAGCGUUCUCUUCCUCCUUCUCAUGCUUGGCACAGUCUGGGUCGGCCUGACGCUUUUCAACUUUACUAAAACGCCGUUCCUGACGGCGGGCAAGCGGGAGAUGCUGGCGGACUACGCACUUCCGGCAGCUGUCCUCAUCAUGUCAUUCUUCGGCUCGUACGUCUUCAGGCACGUCGAACUGGCGCCGUUCAAAUAUGAGGCGGACGUAGAGCUGUUUCGGGUGGCUCCUUUGGGCCGCCUCCCAUGGCCAGCCGUUGUGGCGGCGGCCGGCCUAGGCUUUAGCCUUUCUUUCCUCUUCUUCAUGGACCAGAACAUUUCCAGCGCCCUUGUCAACACACCCUCCAACAAAUUGAAGAAGGGCCCGGCGUACCACUGGGACCUGUUCACUGUGGCGUUAAUAAACGGAUUCCUGUCAGUGUUUACAUUGCCUUGGGUACACGCCGCCUUGCCACACUCCCCGCUCCACGUGAAGGCGCUCGCCGACCUCGAGGACCGCGUUGACCAGGGACACAUACAUCAGGUCGUGGUUCGUGUACGGGAGACGCGGUUGACGGGGAUUGUGUCGCACGUCAUGAUUGGCUUGUCUAUGCUGCUGUUGCCCCGCCCUCUUUCCUACAUUCCCGCCCCCGUGCUAGACGGCCUCUUCCUGUAUGUCGCCCUCACAGCACUCUUCGGCAACCAGCUCUUCGACCGUAUUUGCCUCUUCUUCACGGAACAGUCGGCGUACCCACCAAACCACUACAUCCGGCGGGUCCCCCAGCGUCAGGUGCACGCGUUCACGGGAUUCCAGCUCGCCCAGCUGCUCGUGCUCUGUGUGUUCGGUUUCUCGCCGAUACCCUACAUGAAGAUGGUAUUUCCCAUCCUCCUCAUGUGUCUCAUGCCCAUCAGACACAAACUUGUAACCCGACUGAUUGCACCCCGGUAUCUCGAGGCGCUUGAUGGACACUAAACGGAAGUACACGGCGCCAGGAGGAGUUCAUGUUGUUGUUUUUUGUUUUAUUUAGUUUAUUCAUUUUAUAUUUUCAGUUCAUUAAGCAUGUAAAAAGAGUGAGCUCCGGGGUAAUAUCAUAUUAAUUUGUAGAAGUUUAUAUUGUGUAUGUUUUAUUGUGUUAUACAAACUGUUUACUUGUAUAUAUGAUCUUUCAUGAUUUGUUCAUAUUACCCAAGUCAACCAUUUAUAUUAAUUGUAAGCUCAUAUUGUAUGUAACAUUUUGAAUAUCAAUUCAAAAUUUUCAUAAAAGCAAUACAAUACACAUGCAUGCGAUGAAAUAAGUAUUAUAUGUAUAUGCCACUCAAAGGUUGAGUUAUGGGAGACGGUUUGUACUGUAUAUUCACUUGCAUGACGUUAAGAAUAAUGUACGUUUUAAAUGACUUGUAUUAUUUAUCUUUCAUACUUUUGGACAAAAAUAAAUAUUUUGAU